AUGUCCAUCACACAAGACACCAUCAUUCAAGAUACUGACAUCGUCACCGAUGACUCGCGUCAACGUAUCACUUCCUACUUCACUCAGUCAUUCAGCAAAGAAAUGCUCACAUUCAUAAGACCUACAAAUGAUGCUUGGGUGGCCAUCUUGGGGAUUUCAUAUCUAUCAGCAUCUCAUUUGGCCAGUGAGCAGGCUCUACAGGCCAGUUUAGAGGUAUUGGAUCAGUGGACAACAAACGCAAUGAGUGUUGGAGGGACAUUCGACCUACUAUUAAUGCAGAGUAUCAAGAAUUCAGUGACAAUCUUGAGGCAAACUUGGUUGGAGGAAAAUGACAAGGAGACGUUUGAGUAA
Molecule: messenger RNA, 351 nt
Organism: Tremella mesenterica DSM 1558
Lineage: Eukaryota; Fungi; Basidiomycota; Tremellomycetes; Tremellales; Tremellaceae
Exons: 1
Coding region: 1-351 (116 amino acids)
Source: RefSeq, a predicted model, not a curated record